Messenger RNA from Pieris macdunnoughi, 1575 nucleotides. The record is from the annotation of a GenBank genome assembly. NCBI's taxonomy places the organism in Eukaryota, Metazoa, Arthropoda, Insecta, Lepidoptera, Pieridae.
AUGCAUUGUCAAGUAAUAGUUCCUGAAGGGUCGUUGAAGGGUAAAGUUUGCAGUACUCCUUGUGGUAAAAAGUAUUACAGCUUUGAGGGCAUUCCCUACGCAAAACCACCUAUUGGACCACUUAGAUUCAAGGCUCCAGAAAAAUGUGACGAUUGGUCUGGAGUUCUUGAUGCAACAAAACCAGGAAACAAAUGUGUACAAAUGAACCUCAUAGAUGGUUCAAUUGAGGGAUCAGAAGACUGCUUAUACCUAAACAUAUACACUCCAAGUUUGCCAUAUGAAAAAAUACAAAAACUCCCAGUUCUGUUCUUCAUACAUGGUGGCAGGUUUUUAAUGGGCUAUGGUGAUUAUUACCGACCAGACUAUUUGAUACGACACGACGUUAUCUUAGUUACAAUAAAUUAUAGGCUAACUAUUUUUGGUUUUCUAUGUCUUCACACUCGAGAAGUACCUGGAAAUGCAGGACUUAAAGAUACUGCUAUGGCAUUAAAAUGGGUACAAAGUAACAUAGAACAUUUUAACGGUGAUAUAAAUAAUAUUGUAGCAUUUGGAGAAAGUGCUGGAGCGGCUGUUGCAUUGUCCUUCCUAAACUCAAAAAUGAUUAAUGGUAUUUCAAAGAUAAUUGCGCAAUCAGGUACAUCUCUAUCAGACUUGUUUAUGGUAGAUGAUGACCCCGUCGAAAGGGCUAAAGCGAUUGGGACAAGUUUGAGUCACGAAGUAAGAAAUACGGGGGAACUAUAUGAUUUACUUAUAAAUGCUUCCGCAGAGGACUUGAUUGGGGCAUAUAUGUCACAGGAAUUAGGUAGGGAAAUUACUACCAUUCAUGCGUAUCUUCUACCGGUAGUUGAAAAACAAUUCGAGAAUACCGAACGGUAUUUUGACGAGUACCCUCUUCAAUCGAUAAGAAAUAAUCGAUGUAAAAAUAUACCGUGUCUCAUGAGUAUGGCGACACAUGAAGCUGCAUUAUUUUUGAACCGCGACGAUUCUGGUAAUAUAAUCUUCACCAAUAAUUUACGAAAAUUUAUACCAAACUAUGCAUUCGUCGACCUUGAAUCGAAAGAAGCGUACAAUAUAGAGAGGGUAUUGAAAAAAUUGUAUUUUAAAGACAAAGAAAUUGGUCCUUCGACGCUUCCGGAAUAUCUGAAAUUGACAUCCGACGCCUACUUCGCUCGGGACUUCGUUUAUACAGCUGAAAUUUUAUCUUCAAAAUGCAGUUUUUAUUUAUGUAGAUUCGAUUACCCGGGAAAUAUGAAUACGCGAAUCAUGAAAAAACUCGGUGUUGAAGGUACAACGCAUGGUGAUCUGAUACAAUAUGUGUUUUAUAAGGAGAAAAAGGCGAAAUCGUGUAAGGAUAGUGAUAGAGCGAUUAUAGAUAUGUUGUGUGAAAUGUGGUGCAAUUUCGCGAAGACUGGAAAACCAUCAUGGAAACAUCAGAACACCAAGUGGUUACCAUAUAAGAAGAGCCAAAAAUUAUGCCUUAAUAUAGCUGAAAAUAAUAUUCAAUGUAUACCGUUACCAGAGUUCAGUAGGAAUAAGGUUUGGAUAGAUUUAGUAUGCCAAAGGUCUAAAUUAUAA